Molecule: messenger RNA, 5967 nt
Organism: Oncorhynchus tshawytscha (Chinook salmon)
Lineage: Eukaryota; Metazoa; Chordata; Actinopteri; Salmoniformes; Salmonidae
Product: tripartite motif-containing protein 46
Exons: 16
Coding region: 2100-4562 (820 amino acids)
Molecular function (GO): protein binding; zinc ion binding
Source: RefSeq, a predicted model, not a curated record
UUAUAUUGCAGUGUACCAGCAGAGACCUAAAUCCCUGAAGCGUGGCACGGUGUCCAAGGUUGAUGCGAUUCCGUAAAGGAGAGCGGGAGAAAUCUAUCAAGAGGGCGGGAGUAGCCUAUCAAGCGCAUAAUCUGGCAAACACUCUGAAAGGGGUGUGUGCAUUUUCAUGAUCGGAUUAUCGUUUAGACCUAAAUUUAAUUCCAUUUGGAAUGAUUGUUCUAUUGCGUUGUAUAAUGUAAACUAUAGCCUUACGCGCUUGCGUCCAUUUCCAAUUUUAUUGCGCAAAACAUAUGCCGUAUUAAAGCAAGGCCUUCUCCAUCUAAAUAACGUGAUCAUCCAGGAGUUAUGAAUAUCUAUUUUGCAAUAUUUGCCUUCAUGGCACCUGUUGUUAUUGUUAUGAUAACGGUAGGGGUAUCAUGUGUAAUUCAUCGAAGGAGGCACAGUCGGAUUGAACGCUCACUUCAAUGAUGGACGCUCUGAAAUACCCCCCACCCCCCCCCCCCCUUCAGUUUCUAUCCUCUCCGGGAGCAUCGCUCCGAUUACCAUGGAAGAAACCUUCCUAUCAUGGCGGCUAGAUUCCAGGUGAAGGAUCACCAUCACCCUCAGACACCAUGGCACAGCCCACAUCCCCAGGAUCACCAUCACCCUCAGACACCAUGGCACAGCCCACACCCCUGGAAGCCUCCCUGGAAGCCAUCAUCAUGACAUUCCACAAGCAUGCUGACAGUGGAGAUUCCAUGACCCUCAGCAAGAAAGCUAACCAACCUCAUCAAGGUAGAGCUGUCCAUCAUCGCUGUGAAGGGUGGUCCUGAAGGGGAUGACCUGGUGACGAUGCUGGACCAGGACGGCGACGGCGCUCUGAACUUCAUGGAGUACCUUACCCUGAUUGUAACCCUUGCCUGCAUGUGCAACUGCGUCCUGAAAGAGAAAAUGUGUUUGCAUUUCAUGAAAAAACCUGCCUGCUUCCAUCUGCUUUCUACAGUGUAUUGCAUUAGGCCUACAUGGCACACUAAUGUCUCAUAUCUCAUUGAGUACAUUGGGUAAAUGCCCUCCUCCCUGUGUCCACACGCAUGCACGCACGCCCGCACAGACACAAAGGGUUGCAUAACUCGGCAAUAAUGAUGAGACUGAUCCUCAAACACAUUUACCCACAUGGAUUCGUUGUCAGAAAGUAGCUCAGUUGGUAGUGCAUGGCGCUUUCGACAACAGGAUAGUGGGUUUGAUUCGUGGGAACACCCGUUGUAAAAUGUAGGCGCGCAUGACUAAAUCGCUUUGGAUAAAAGCUUCUGCUAUAAAUGGCGUAUAUUGUUAGAUUAUAUUAAGAUCUCAAGAAUGCUGCUAAACAGAGCAUAGCAUGUGAGAUAGUAAACAGUGUGUGUAGGCUAUGUGUAGGCCUAAGUAUUUACCUUGAUAUGUUUUAUCUUUGCUGCUAAUAAAUGGGCAAAAUCCCCAACCAAAGAUCCACGUUUGGAACGUGGUUUGUUUUGCACACGUUUAUGAACAUUUGCAAUCCCGCCUGUGCUAUAGACUCUAGUGUACUUUUUACAAUUCUGUUUAUAAAGCUGUAGCAAUUUUUAAAGUAAAACAAAUAAAUAAAUUGAUGUCACUCUUUUUAGUAACAGGCCGGGUUUAUUACGCAUGCUCCGACUACUGAAGUCCUCACCCCGACAGAGACGGAAAAACUGAAUCGUGGCAGAAUUUCCGAGGCUGAUGUGAUUCGGUAAAUGAAGGUUGAGAGACGACUAGGCGGGGAGUAGCCUACCAAGCGCAUAAUCUGGCAGGAUUUGGAAUGGUGUGUGUACUUUCAUGUUCGCUUUCAUUUAAUUUGGUUACAAAUUCCAUUUCUCUCUUCCAUUUGGCUUCAUUUUUUAUUUUGUUAAGGUUUUUUUGGAGGUUGUAGGCUCAUGCGCAUGCGUCCAUUUCCAAUAAUGCGCAAAUGUCUAUUAUGGCUAAAUACGCUAUAUUGAUCCAGGAGUUAUGAAUAUCUAUUUUGACGUUUUUGCCUUCAUGCCACCUGUUGUUAUUGUUAUGAUAACGGUAGGCCUAUCAUGUCUAAUUCAUCGAAGAAGGCACAAUCGGAUUGAACGCUCACUUCUUCAAUGAUGGACGCUCUGGUUCGUAUUAGUUCUAACAUGAAGAGCAUGGAGCGCGAGCUGCAUUGCCCGGUGUGUAAGGAGAUCGUCAAGCAGCCCGUGGUCCUGCCGUGUCAGCACAGCGUCUGUCUGAUGUGUGCCUCCGAGGUCUUGGUUCAAAAUGGCUACCCUCCUCCGGAGUUGCCGCCCGAGCCCAACUCUCCUGCCUCCACCCCCAACACCCGCUCUCCCCACCAGGCACGCAGGCCCAUGCCCAGCAAGGCCGACCAUAGACCCAUUGACCGCGUGCUACGUUCAGGAUUUGGGACCUAUCUGUCGCCGGGGCGACGGCGUAAGGAACCACCCCAUGCAAUGUUAUUUCCAUGCCCGCCCUGUGGGAGGGAGGUAGAGCUGGGAGAGAAGGGUCUGACUGACUGCCUGCGUAACCUCACCUUGGAGCGCAUUGUAGAGAGGUACAGACACACAGUGAGCCUAGGCAGUGUGGCUGUGAUGUGUCAGUUCUGCAAGCCUCCCCAGUCCCUGGAGGCCACUAAGGGCUGCGCCGACUGCCGAGCCAGCUUCUGUAACGAGUGUUUCAAGCUCUACCACCCCUGGGGGACACCGCGCGCCCAGCACGAACACGUCCAGCCCACCCUCAACUUUAGGCCCAAGGUUCUGUCGUGUCCUGAGCAUGACCAGGAGCGUCUGCACUUCUACUGUAGGACGUGCCAGCGGUUGCUGUGCCCGCUCUGCAAGCUGCGCCGCAUACACGCCGGGCACAAAGUGGCGCCAGUCGCCCAGGCCUACCAGACUCUCAAGGACAAGAUUACCAAGGAGAUGAACUACGUUCUGGCCAACCAAGAGACGGUGCUGGGCCAGAUCACACAGCUGGAGAGUGCCAUCACUCAGACAGAGGCCAACAGCGUAGCGGCACGGGAGCAGCUGUCUCAGAGCGUGAGGGACCUGACUGCCCUCCUCGCCGAGCGCCACGCCUCAUUGACCGAGGCCCUGGAGAGGGCGAGGCAGAAGCGGGGCGAGGCGUUGGCGGGCCAGGUUGCGGAGAGGCGGAGCCUGCUGGAGCAUGCAGGCCUCAUGGCGUUGUCCCAGGAGCUGCUGAAGGAGACGGACCCGCCCUGCUUCGUCCAGGCAGCACGCCAGACACACAGCAGGUUAUCCACGUCCAUCGAGAGGUUGCAGUGUUUCUCUCUGGCCGCUGAUCCCUCCUUCAGACACUUCCAGCUGGAUGUCUCCAAAGAGCUCAAACUCCUCACAGACCUGCAGUUCAUCCAGGCCCCUCUGGCCCCUGUCAUUGACACCCAAAAGACCCUGGCCUAUGACCAGCUUUUUCUGUGUUGGCGGCUGCCUCAGGAAUCCGCUCCCGCCUGGCACUUCUCUGUAGAGUUCCGUCGUCGUGGGGUGGUGCCAGGAGGCGGGGCCAGAGGUGGUAUCCAAGGACGAUUGGCUGCGGCCCGCUGGGGCUGGCAGCGGCUGGAGGAAGUGGGUGGGACCAGUGCUGUGAUUGACAGGUUGGAGAUGGACAGUGUGUAUGUGUUGAGGGUGAGAGGCUGCAACAAGGCCGGCUUCGGGGAGUACAGUGAGGAGGUGUACCUACACACCCCACCAGCACCAGCUUCUUUCCUCUUUACACUUUGUCUUCACAUCUCUCCUCAUCUCACUCAUUCUGCUCCUAGAUCCAAUCUCCCAAUCCACAUUUCUACCCCUGCCUUGUUAAAUUUUUACCUGGACUCUCGCUGGGGUCUCCAUGCCGACCGGCUGGUGGUGAGUAAGGAGCAGCGCUGCGCCCGGAGCGUCCCCGGUCUGUCCCUGCUGCAGGCCGCCGACCUAGCGCUCACUUCCUGUCACCUGACUGCAGACCUGCUGGUGGGCGACGUGGCCAUCACCCAGGGCAGGCACUACUGGGCAUGCUCAGUGGAGCCCGGCUCCUAUCUGGUCAAGGUGGGGGUGGGCCUAGAGGCCAAACUACAGGAGUGGUUUCAUCUUCCCCAAGACAUGGCCAGUCCCCGCUAUGACCCAGACAGUGGUCAUGACAGUGGGGCGGAGGAUUCCCUGGACUCCCCUCCCCCCUUCUCCUUCCUCACCAUGGGGAUGGGCAAGAUCUUCCUGCCCCACGGUCCCAACCAUCAUAACAACCAUGGUUGCCCCGCCAAUGGCACCAGCCCUCGCCGCAGCCCCACCAUCUCCAACGGGAACAUCCCCGCCUCCUCGCCUACGGGCCUCACCUACCCCCUGCCUCCCAGGCUCGGGGUGUGCCUUGACUUCGAGAAGGGUCGCGUCACUUUCUACGAUGCCCACUCGCUCCGUCCACUGUGGGAAGGGCCUGUCGAUUGCUCCGGCCCCGUGUGCCCGGCUUUCUGUUUUAUUGGCGGAGGGGCGCUGCAGUUACAGGAGCUUGUGGCCAAUCGGAUGGCAGACCAGACUCCAGUCAGGAGGGUCACCAUCCAACCACGUGUCACUAAUCUGAAUAACUAGGCCAGAUUCAAUCCGAAACCACGGCGUAGCGCGCUUGACAUUUAAAGGUAAUUUCCAAUUGUGACAACAUCUGCAGCGUUUACCUUGAAUGCGAUCUCCGCAAAUGCGGUAAUAUUCCCUUUAAAACGUGCAUCAAUCAUCUGAGGUGAUUGAUUGGACAUAGAAUGUAAAGUUAAUUGUAAGCUAUUUACUUGGCCGGAACAAAAAGUUAGUAACCUCAGAGAUUGUGUUGUUUUGUAUUUCAUUUGUAUGAGAAAAAUAGUUUUUAUUGCAACCAAUAUGUAAAUGUCUAACUUUACUGCAUUAUUUUGGGGGUUUCCACAUUUUAUUUUGUCAGAAAUACUAAAUUGCUUAAGUAGGAGCUGUCAAUUUACACACACAGCAAUUAUGUAAUGUCUCAUUAUAUCUCUGACACUUGCACUAUUAACCACACUAUACUGUAUAUAUUUACAGUAUAAAUGUUUAUAUAUAUGCAAGAACAGAUAUAGUUUAGAAACACUCUUUCUCAGUCAUGUUAUGUCUGGGUGUUCAUCUAGGUCAGGGGUAUUCAAAUCUUACCCUACAAGGUCCGGACUACUGCUGGUUUCCGUUCUACCUGGUAAUUAAUUGCACCUACCUGGUGUCCCUGGUGGAACUGGCUUUGAGGUCCAGAUUUGAAUUUGACAGAUCUAUGUUUUUUGAUACUUCAUGUAACAGGUUCCCCUUCACUGUGUACUAACACUUUUCACACGUCUACGUCUGUGUAUCUCCAAUGGUAAAAAGUCCUGACUGUUAGUGAAAUCUUCCCACUCACUCCAUCACAACCCCAACCAAAGUGAUUUCUCUGGACUAAAUACUGUUGUAAUUGAGUAGACAGUAGAUUUAGUUAGGUGGAUAACAUGAACAUGAGGCAAUACUGUAAUUAGGAACUGAAUGAUACUGCUUCGGCUUCAGCCACCUUUAUCACUUGCUUCUUGAUUAAUACGUUUGUGCAUUGAUUGUUUUUCCAAUGUUUAACUUCUGCAGUGUGUGCGUGUGUGCGUGCGUGUGUGUGUAGGAGAAGGAGUGAGAAUGCAGUAAUUCACUUGUCUGAUAAUCAUAUUGAUCACCAUUGGCUAAUGAUAAUUUUGGCUUUUAGGGAAUAUUUUGGAUUAUUUCAAAGUGGGCUUGAUUGUAAAUAAUGAGCAGUGCUUCUUAUGAAUGAUAAGCUUUUUAGAAAUGUAGGUUGUCUCUGAAAUGGCACCCUAUUCCCUAUAUCGUGCACUACUUUCGAUCAACUCGAUUCUUGGUCAAAAGUGGGACGCAGACGAAAUGUAGACUUCUCCUGCUGGCAGAAUGUUUGUAAAAAUAAAAAUAAAAAACAUAGACCAACAAUUAACUCUAAAUAAAUACAAAUUCUGAAAAUAAGCUAAAUCUGUCCUCCUUA